GUGCUGCCCCUCUCGUCAAGGGUUGGAACUUAAUUCGUGUGAUAAUUGCGCGUGACUUGCGCCUCGGAGACGGUCCCGUGCGAGCGUGUUCCCAGUGGGGUGGGCUGCUUGGUUUGUUUUCCAGGUUGCUCUGCUGGACAUAGAUAUCUGUGGGCCAUCAAUCCCCAAGAUGAUGGGUCUAGAAGGAGAACAGGUUCAUCAGAGUGGAUCUGGAUGGUCUCCAGUGUAUGUUGAAGAGAACUUGGGUGUCAUGUCAGUGGGGUUCUUGCUCAGUAGUCCUGAUGACGCUGUUAUCUGGAGAGGACCAAAAAAAAAUGGGUUGAUCAAACAGUUUCUCCGAGAUGUGGACUGGGGUGAAAUCGACUACCUGAUUGUAGAUACCCCUCCAGGAACCUCAGACGAACACUUAUCUAUUGUGCAGUACCUCAGCGCAGCGCACAUCGACGGUGCUGUUAUAAUCACCACCCCUCAGGAAGUGUCGCUUCAGGAUGUUCGGAAGGAGAUCAACUUCUGCCAUAAAGUGAAACUGCCAGUCAUAGGGGUUGUGGAAAAUAUGAGUGGCUUUAUAUGUCCGAAGUGUAAGAAAGAAUCUCAGAUCUUUCCCCCAACUACUGGAGGUGCAGAGAAGAUGUGCCAGAACUUAAAUGUUUCCCUCCUGGGUAAAGUGCCUCUAGAUCCUCAAAUAGGAAAAAGUUGUGACAAAGGUCAGUCUUUCUUGGCUGAAGCACCUGAGUCUCCAGCUACAUUGUCUUACAGGAGUAUCAUUCAAAGGAUUCAGGAAUACUGUGAUCAACACCAUUUUCAAGAAGAAAAGAUUAUCUAAACUAUGAAUGGAAUAAAAAUUUAGUUCAUGUUUAAUUACAGAACAGUAACUUAUGCCUUGAUUUAAUAGAAGGAAUGUAUUCUUUUUGUAUAUUGCAAAUAAAUUCUUAAUAUAAA
Messenger RNA from Athene cunicularia (burrowing owl), 939 nucleotides. It is a transcript of the gene NUBP1, whose product is annotated as nucleotide binding protein 1. Gene Ontology annotation, biological process: iron-sulfur cluster assembly. Gene Ontology annotation, molecular function: ATP-dependent FeS chaperone activity; iron-sulfur cluster binding; ATP binding. Gene Ontology annotation, cellular component: cytosol. The coding region runs from base 170 to 823 and encodes 217 amino acids. NCBI's taxonomy places the organism in Eukaryota, Metazoa, Chordata, Aves, Strigiformes, Strigidae. The transcript is spliced from 8 exons. The record is from RefSeq and is a predicted model, not a curated record.